Molecule: messenger RNA, 1091 nt
Organism: Saccostrea echinata
Lineage: Eukaryota; Metazoa; Mollusca; Bivalvia; Ostreida; Ostreidae
Product: polyamine-modulated factor 1-like
Exons: 5
Coding region: 4-636 (210 amino acids)
Biological process (GO): chromosome segregation
Cellular component (GO): MIS12/MIND type complex
Source: RefSeq, a predicted model, not a curated record
GAGAUGGAAAAAAAUGACAGGCCAGGCACAGGGGAGGAGGUGGAGGCGGUAGCUCAGAAAGAUGCCGAGGAUAUUGAUGGAAAGCGAAUGCAACGUUUAAAACAGAGUCUUGAUCUUAGUCUGGAGAAAUUUUAUUCGUCUAUAAAAUUUUCCUUGUUCAAGGAGCAGUUGCGACCAUUGUAUGAGCAUCAGCCACAAGCUUUGAAAAAGAUGCAUGCACAGCUACUGGCACAACUUAAAUCCAAUGUUUCUGAGGAAAUUACCUGGAUGCUGAAAGAAGAGAAUAUUGGUAAAUUGUUAAAUGGUUUAAAUGAUCAAAUUGAUGAAAACCCAGAAAAAGGAAAGAAAGGAUGGCGACCAUCUGGCAAUGCUGCUCAGGAUGUACUUGCUCACACUGCCCCAUACAAACUGAGGGAGAAAGAACGCUUACAGGGAAUUUUAUCAGAUCUUCAGUCCCAGAAUAAACUUCUUAAGGAUGCACUCCGUGCCAGACAGACAAAACUACAGCAUACACAGCAGAGAGUAGAACAGAAGGCGCAGCACUGGAAACAGAUUGACGAGAUGGCUGACAGAUUUGAUAUAGACGAAGCAAAAAAAUUUCUUGUGAAAUAUUCAAAUUAUUCAUGUAUAAGAUGAUUAGAAAAUGAUGUUUCAAAAUAUUUAAAAUGUAUUGUUUAUUCCAACAAAAAUGGUUCUACGUUUUGAUUGACUUUUCUGUUCACAAUAUAAUGCCAAAGAAAUGUUGGCAGCUUUAUGCAGUGAUAUAUUAAUUUUGUUCUGGCUCUGUCAGAUAGGUUAAGUACUUGAGCCUUUAGUAUGUGUGUUUGUCUGACUUACUGAAGCUAACAACAGGUAAACUUGAAUUGUGUAAAAAGAUAUCAGAGUUUAUGUACCAUAUAUAUAAUAUGUUGUGUGUUUUUCAGUAUGUGGGAUAGGAACAAGUUGAACUGACUUGAAAAUGUUGUUUUAAAAGUUCAUGUACACCUUGCUAAAUGUUUUGUAUUACUUUAACAUUUACAUUAUGUGUAUAAAGUACACAUUUUAUUUCAAAUACAUGUAUCUUAAAAAAUAAAGCAGAUGACAAAUGCAUA